Messenger RNA from Dunckerocampus dactyliophorus (ringed pipefish), 2891 nucleotides. RefSeq names its product K(lysine) acetyltransferase 8 (gene kat8). The coding region runs from base 136 to 1557 and encodes 473 amino acids. The record is from RefSeq and is a predicted model, not a curated record. NCBI's taxonomy places the organism in Eukaryota, Metazoa, Chordata, Actinopteri, Syngnathiformes, Syngnathidae. Gene Ontology annotation, molecular function: histone acetyltransferase activity. The transcript has 11 exons. Gene Ontology annotation, biological process: regulation of DNA-templated transcription.
CGUCCUCGCCGCCAUAUUGGCACUUUGUUGUUGAAGCGGGCUCGUGAAGGCAGAGGCGUGUGCGCUUGUUUUGAAGCAAAGGGCGCGGACGACUGGCGGGAACACAACCAGCCCAGGAGGGGUUCGGAACCGGCCAUGGACUCAGAACUGGACCCGACUCAGGCGGAGAGCGAGCGCGGGGAUGUGGAGUCUCGCAUCCCGGCUGCGUGCUCGUCGAACGGUAGUGGCGGAGAGGACGACGAGGUGGAGGCUGAGGCUCUUGUUCGGGAAGCGGGCGGAUCCAGUAGUCAACACACUCCGGACCGGACCGGGAUGCUCGGCAGGGAGCAGGAGGUGUCGGUGGAAAUCGGAGGGACUUAUUUGUGUCAACGCGCUGAUAAAACAUGGCACGCAGCAGAAGUCAUUCAGUCUCGACUAAACGAGCAGGAAGGAAGAGAAGAGUUCUACGUUCACUACGUAGGAUUCAACAGACGUCUGGACGAGUGGGUGGGCAAAGCCCGCUUGGCGCUCACCAAGACGGUGAAGGACGCCGUGAGGAAGAGUGUGGAGGUCGGCGGCGUCGGUGACCUUGGCGAACAACCCGAACGCAAGAUCACACGCAACCAGAAGCGCAAACACGAUGAGAUCAACCACGUGCAGAAGACGUAUGCCGAGAUGGACCCGACCACCGCUGCCCUGGAGAAGGAACACGAGGCAAUCACCAAGGUCAAAUACGUGGACAAGAUCCAGAUUGGAAACUUUGAGAUCGAUGCUUGGUACUUCUCGCCCUUCCCUGAAGACUAUGGCAAGCAGCCCAAACUUUGGAUCUGCGAGUACUGUCUCAAGUACAUGAAGUACGAGAAGACCUUCAGACACCACCUGUCCCACUGCCAGUGGAAGCAGCCUCCAGGCAAGGAGAUCUACAGGAGAAGCAACAUCUCCGUGUACGAGGUGGACGGACGCGACCACAAGAUCUACUGUCAGAACUUGUGCCUGCUGGCAAAGCUCUUCCUGGACCACAAGACGCUCUACUUUGACGUGGAGCCCUUCAUAUUCUACAUCCUCACGGAGGUCAACAAGCAAGGGGCGCACAUCGUGGGUUACUUCUCCAAAGAGAAAGAGUCUCCGGACGGGAACAACGUGGCGUGUAUUCUCACGCUGCCGCCUUACCAACGCCGCGGCUACGGGAAGUUCCUCAUCGCCUUCAGCUAUGAGCUGUCCAAGCUGGAGAGUGCGGUGGGUUCUCCUGAGAAGCCUCUGUCUGAUCUGGGCAAGCUGAGCUACAGAAGCUACUGGUCCUGGGUUCUUCUGGAGAUACUACGAGAUUUCAGAGGAACGCUUUCCAUCAAAGACCUCAGCCAGAUGACCAGCAUCACGCAGAGUGACAUCAUCAGCACGCUGCAGUCGCUCAACAUGGUCAAGUACUGGAAAGGUCAGCACGUCAUCUGCGUAACGCCCAAACUGGUGGAGGAGCACCUCAAGAGCGCCCAGUACAAGAAGCCACCAAUCACAGUGGACACCGUGUGCCUGAAGUGGGCGCCUCCCAAAAACAAACAGGCCAAGUUGUCCAAGAAGUGAGGGGCGGAGCCACAGACAUGACAUCACUUCCUCCCACGUGUAAAUAAGUUCAGUCACUAUUUUCUUAAAUAAAUACAUUUGGUUUUAAACAAAAAACAAGGUGUCAUUGAUGUGCAGACAUUAAGGAGAUUCUCUUUAUUCCAAAAUGUUGUUGGAACACAAAGGCACCAUCAGAACACAUGAAGACUUGUUCAUGAAUAGAAAUAUCAUAUCUAGAAUCAACCAGUCCGCUCAUCUCCACGCUGACGAGCAGCACUGGAGAGAAAAGUCCAACAAUAAAAAGGACAUUUGGCACCUCCAAGGACAAUACAAACUAUUACAUUCUGUGAAAUGAACAUUGUCAACAUGUAUUAUAUUCAUUUACGAGCGCAAACAUAUUUAACCCAUAAGAAUCCAUUUCAGGUCAAAUGCAAAGUGGAUAGACCACAUAUUUAUGACGUUUUUGGUCAAAUACUACUAAUUGGUGUGAAAGAUGUGAGGUUACAUACAAGUUACACCCUUCAUGAUAAAUGUAUGCUAUUGACUGUCUUACUAGUAUUUUUGCUAGUGUGACAAAUGCGUCACGUCUUUUCUUUCCAUAGCAACGUGAAGGCUAAUACCUCGAUAGUGAUAUUUUCCUAGCUUGUUUUCUAUGAAUAUAUGGAAGACAUAUAGCAAGAAGAGUUUAAUUGUAAUAUUUGACUCCCUGUUAAUGCGUCAUAAUUGUUAAAUUGGUGUAAAAUGAGCUUUCAUGGUUAAAAAAAAGAAACGUUUUGGAAAUGAGCUAGCUUACUUGACACGCUGCCAUUUUAGGGACGCCUAUCCUGGGCUAGUCACAUGAAAGCCACUCCCAAAUGUUUCCUAUACCUCACUUAGUGACUUGAUGUAUACGGCAUAAUUUAGAACAUUUAAAUUCUUAUGAGUUAAAUAUGACACAGUGUUCAUCUUUCAUUCACAACAUGUACUUUUAAGGUCAUAUUCAGUGUGUUCGUGAUGGUAAUAAGCUUCACGCCAAGGCAGUAUCGUUAGUCAAAUAGGACAAUAAAUACUUCAUCAAUAACUACAAAGUCAAGGUAAUGAGAUCAAUAAAUAAGUGGACUCAUAACUUAUUUGUCAAGUUAAAACCUCAUCAAUGAGGCAACACUUGGACGCGUCCACGCGAGACACAUCCGGCAUGAAAACAAUAACAGGAACACUUCCACCCACAUGCCACCAGGCGGCGCCAUCGGACUUAAGACCCUUAAGAAGCGUCUCUGACAGCAGACCGUUUCACAAUCAAUAAAAUUCAUCUUCAGCUUCACACAAUAAAACAUUUCACCUCACACAUUUUCAAAAUUAAAACACAGUCCUUCUCA